GAGGUAAUUCUCAGAGGACGAUAUUGUUAACAUCAUGGAGGCCACCAUCCAAAGCAAAACAACAGAUAAAACAUUAGAGGAUAUGACGAUAGAUGAACUUAAUGAAAGAGAAGAUGAAAUUGAUGAAGAGGAAGAGAGGAUAUUUGAAGCCUACAGGAGACAAAGAAUGGCGGAGAUGCGACAGGCUCAGAUGAAGGCUAAAUAUGGAGAGGUCAAGGAAAUAUCCAAGGUCGAUUAUGUAACAGAGGUCAACAAAGCAGGGGAGGGGGUCUGGGUAAUUCUACAUGUCUACAAACAAUCAAUUCCAUUAUGUAAAUUAUUAAAUCAACACAUAUCAAUGUUAGCAAAGAAAUUUCCCGACGUAAAGUUUCUACGAAGUGAGUCCAGUGUAUGCAUUCCUAACUACCCUGAUAAGAAUCUGCCUACGAUAUUUAUAUACUUCGAAGGGGACCUUAAAAAGCAAUAUGUUGGACCACUUGUGUUCGGUGGGAUGAACUUUAAACAAGACGAGCUGGAAUGGAUGUUAUCAGAGGUGGGGGUUCUGAAGACGGACUUGGAGGGACCGCCGAAACGUGAAAUCCACGACGUCAUGGACUCCGCGGUGCGACAGAGCAGACUGGAAGAUGGCGACAGUGACGAAAACGACUGGUGAAACACAUGCUCCGUGUCUGUGUAAGGCAAAAGGAGAAAACAGACUUUUAUCUCGAAGUGCCCCUUUGAAAUGUUUUUAUGAAAUGAAAAACAGAUAAAAUCUGAAACAUAUAAAACAAUAUAUGACUUAACAUAUAAAAGAUAACGUAUAAAGUAUGUGACGUCAUCAGGACUGUAUAAUAUUAAUGACUGAUUAAAAACACUAAAGUUGCGUAUAUUUAUUUUAUGCAGUAUUUAAAUACUUUUCAGAUUGGAAUAUGUUUUUAUCAGUACUGAAUGGGUUAAAAUUUGUAAGAGUUGAACUUAUUUAAACAGACCCAUUAUGUGAUAAAGCACUGUUACAACCACUGCGUUUUUUGAAUUGUUUUAAUAAUAUUAUCAAUGUUUUUAAAUGAGAGAUAGUAUAAGCUAAAGUAUUUAAUAUGUAUACAGUUUUAUAUUCCAAAUCAUGAGAGAAUUUUCAUUUCGGGCAUUUUCUGAAUGAAUUGAAACAGACAGUUAUAAAUGUGCAUCUCAAGUAAAGUCUAUGUAUUAGAUACACUGUACUAAAAAUUUUGCUUCUGGAAAGACCUGGAAAGACCUGGAAGUAAAUGUUUAUUUUGAAAUUCAAAGUAGGCACAUUUGUUGUGUACUACAAAAUAGGUUUUGAUUCCUUAUGCUUAGACAUGUCCUUUUUCCAGUCUGCAAAUUCCAGAUAAACUGCAUGUGGGAAAAAGGCGGAAAUUUUAUUGGAUGUAAAAUAAAUAUCUGUUUUUCACAAAAAUGUUAUAAUUUUGUGAAU
Saccostrea cuccullata (small rock oyster) is the source of this 1432-nucleotide messenger RNA. Its product is annotated as phosducin-like protein 3. Gene Ontology annotation, cellular component: cytoplasm. The record is from RefSeq and is a predicted model, not a curated record. NCBI's taxonomy places the organism in Eukaryota, Metazoa, Mollusca, Bivalvia, Ostreida, Ostreidae. Gene Ontology annotation, biological process: protein folding. The transcript has 5 exons. The coding region runs from base 35 to 652 and encodes 205 amino acids.